Messenger RNA from Mandrillus leucophaeus (drill), 2693 nucleotides. RefSeq names its product mucin 17, cell surface associated (gene MUC17). Bases 194 to 1879 code for a protein of 561 amino acids. NCBI's taxonomy places the organism in Eukaryota, Metazoa, Chordata, Mammalia, Primates, Cercopithecidae. The transcript is spliced from 11 exons. The record is from RefSeq and is a predicted model, not a curated record.
CAUACAUAUUUCAACUACCAGUGAAAGAAGCACUCCAUUAACAACUCCUCGUGUUAGCACCACACCUCCAACUAGCUUUACUGAGGCCAGCACACCUUCAACACCUCCUCUUGACACAAGCACAACUUUUACCCCUUCUACUGAAGCUGCCUCAACUCCCACCAUUCCUGUAGCCACCACCAGAUCUGUAUCAAUGACCACAGAAAGAAGCACACCUGGGACAACCAUUUUUAUUCCCACCACUCCUGUCACCAGUUCUACCUCUGAUGUCAUUCCUGCAACAACUGGUGCUGUAUCUACCCCUAUGAUAACUUCCACAGAAUUAAACACACCAUCAACCUCUGCUAGUAGUACCACCACAUCUUUUUCAACUACUAAGGAAUUUACAACAACUACAAUGACUACUGCAGCUCCUCUCACAUAUGUGACCAUGUCUACUGCCCCCAGCACAACCAGCAGAGGCUCCACUACUUCUGCAUCAACGCUUUCUGCAGCCAGUACACCUCACACCUCUACUUCUGUCACCACCCAUCCUGUGACCCCUUCAUCAGAAUCCAGCAGGCCGUCAACAAUCACUUCUCACACCAUCCCACCUAUAUUUCCUCCUGCUCACUCCAGUACACCUCCGACAACCUCUGCCUCCUCCACGGCUGUGAACCCUGAGACUGUCACUACCAUGACCACUGGGCCAAAACCCAGCACAAGGACCGCUUCCUCCCCCACGGUGACCACCACCACUGUCCCCACGACUACUUCUACAAUUAAGAGCACCCCCACCUCAACUACUGUGCCAACAACCACAACAUGCGUUGGAGAUCAAUGCCAGGAGGACUCUCGCUGCGAUAAUGGAGGCAUCUGGGUUGAGAACAAGUGCCAGUGUCCCACCCUCUAUGAUGGGGAGCGGUGUAAUGAGGUGGUCAAGAGCAUUGACAUAGCGACACCGGAGACUGUCUCUGCCCAAAUGGAACUGACUGUGACAGUGACCAGUGUGAAGUUCACCGAUGAGCUAAAAAACCACUCUUCCCAGGAAUUCCGGGAGUUCAAUAAGACAUUCACAGAACAGAUGAACAUUGUGUAUUCCGGGAUCCCUGAGUAUGUUGGGGUGAACAUCACAAACCUACGUCUUGGCAGUGUGGUGGUGGAGCAUGACGUCCUCCUAAGAACCAAGUACACACCAGAAUACAAGACAGCUUUGGACAAUGCCACCGAGGUAGUGAAACAAAAAAUCACAAAAGUGACCACAGAGCAAAUAAUGACCAAUGAUAAUUGCUCAGCCUUGAUGUGUUUCAACACCACUGGCACCCAAGUGCAAAACAUUACAGUGACCCAGUACGACCCUGUAGAGGAAUGCCGGCAGAAGGCCAAGGAAUAUGGAGACUACUUCCUAGUGGAGUACCAGGACCAGAAACCAUACUGCAUCAGCCCCUGUGUGUCUGGCUUCAAAGCCUCCAAGAACUGUAACCAUGGCAAGUGCCAGAUGUCUAAAAAUGGAGCCCGGUGCCUCUGCCUGACCACGGAAACUCACUGGUACAGUGGGGAGGACUGUAACCAGGGCACCCAGAAGAGUCUAGUGUAUGGCCUCGUGGGGGCAGGGGUCGUGCUGGUGCUAAUCAUCCUGGUAGCUCUCCUGAUGCUCGUUUUCCACUCCAAGAGAGAGGUGAAACGGCAAAAGUACAGAUUGUCUCAGUGGUACAAGUGGCAAGAAGAGAACGGUGGACCAACUCCUGGGACCUUCCAAAACAUUGGCUUUGACAUCUGCCAAGAUGAUGACUCCAUCCACCUGGAAUCCAUCUAUAGUAAUUUCCAGCCCUCCUUGAGACACAUAGACCCUGAAACAAAGAUCCAAAUUCAGAGGCCUCAGGUAAAGACAUCAUUUUAAGGCAUGGAGUUGAGAAGUCUGGGAGUGAGGAGAUUCCAGUCCGGCUAAGCUUGGUGGAGCAUUUCCCCAUUGAGAGCCUUCCAUGGGAACUCAAUGUUCCCAUUGUAAGUACAGGAAACAAGCACUGUACUUACCAAGGAGAAAGAGGAGAGAGAUGGCAGUGCUGGGAGAGUCUCAAAUAGAAACCCGUGGAAGCUCCAAUGGGCUUGCCUUGAUAUCAGGCUAGGCUUUCCUGCUCAGUUUUCAAAGAGGUUCCAGAUUUGAGGGGUGCUCUGACUGCAACAUGUCACCCCAUUGAUCGCCAGGAUUGAUUUGACUGAUCUGGCUGGGUAGGCGGGUGUCCCCGUCCUCCCUCGCUGCCCCAUGUAUGUCCCUCCUAAAGCUGCAUGCUCAGUUGAAGAGGACGAGAGGACGACCCUCUCUGAUAGAGGAGGACCACGCUUCAGUCAAAGGCAUACAAGUAUCUGGACUUCCCUGCUAGAACUUCCAAACAAGGUCAAAGAGGUUCCCCCUCUCGCCUGCCCGGAUCCAGUACCAUGGACAGCGCCCUCAAUGAGCUGUUUACAACCGUGACCCCUUGGACACGGGACUGCUGCAUGCACUUUACAUUUCACAAAAUGCUCUCCUAAGAAUUAUUGAAUGCCAUCUUCAUGAAAAACACUUGUGUUUAAAUAUAGAGCAUUUACCUUUGGUAUAUAAGAUUGUGGGCAUUUUUUAAGUUCUUAUUUUUAUGAGUUCUGAUUUUUUCCUUAGUAAAUAUUAUAAUAUAUAUUUGUAGUAACUAAAUAUAAUAAAGCAAUUUUAUUAAAAUUUU